AUGGGAAGAUCACCAUGCUGCGACAAAGUUGGGUUGAAGAAAGGAACGUGGACAGCCGAGGAAGACCAAAAGCUCUUGACUUACAUCGAACGACAUGGCCAUGGAAGUUGGCGAGCCCUCCCAUCAAAAGCUGGGCUUCAAAGAUGUGGCAAGAGCUGUAGACUUAGGUGGACAAAUUAUCUGAGGCCUGAUAUCAAGAGAGGAAAAUUCAGUUUGCAAGAAGAACAGACCAUUAUCCAACUCCAUGCACUUCUUGGAAACCGAUGGUCAGCCAUAGCAGCUCAUCUGCCGAAGCGAACAGACAACGAGAUAAAGAACUACUGGAACACACAUCUGAAGAAGAGACUAACCAAGAUGGGCAUCGAUCCUGCUGGUGAUCUUGAAGACAACAGAAAAUAUUGGAAUAAUAUCCUCGACAAUUUGGUUACUUUCACCUCGAGCUCGCUCGUUAGCGCUAACGAGCCAUAAUAUGCACUCGAACUCGACUCGAAAAAAGGAAAUGUGACUCGAACUCGAGCUCGAGCUCGACUCGUUUAUCACAAACGAGCCAGGCUCGGACGAGCUCGAGCUCGAGC
Molecule: messenger RNA, 575 nt
Organism: Coffea arabica (coffee)
Lineage: Eukaryota; Viridiplantae; Streptophyta; Magnoliopsida; Gentianales; Rubiaceae
Source: RefSeq, a predicted model, not a curated record